CCAAAUUAUCAAUUCAUUUAAUCAAAACACAUACAAACAGCGAUAAUGGAAUUCAAUUUUCUUCAGCUGCUCCUUUCUCUUCCCUUCCUCGUCCUUGUCCUGCGCUUGUUGUCCCAUAAGCUUCCAAGGAACAAGAAGAACCUUCCUCCAAGCCCCCCUUCUCUCCCCAUCAUUGGCCAUCUCCACUACCUCAAAAACCCUAUCCACCAGACCUUCCGCUCCCUCGCUGACAAGUACGGCCCCGUGCUCUUCCUCCAGUUCGGCGCCCAGCCGACGGUCAUCGUCUCGUCCCUGCAGGUGGCCGAGGAGUGCUUCACCAAGAAUGACAUCGUGUUGGCGAACCGCCCCAACAGGACCGGUGGGAAGUACUUCGGGUACAACUUCACCACCAUCCUGGCGUCCCCUUACGGCGACCACUGGAGGAACCUGCGAAAGGUCAGCGCCAUCGAGAUCUUUUCGACCCACCGCCUCAACUUGCUGAUGGGGAUCCGGAGGGACGAGAUCAGGAGGCUGGUCCGGAAGCUGUCCCUUGCAUCCCUGCGGGAGUUCAACCUGGUGGAGCUCAGGUCAAAGCUGACCGAGCUCACGUUCAAUAUCAUGAUGAGAAUGGUGGCGGGGAAGCGGUAUUUCGGAGACGACGUGGUCGAUGACGAGGAGUCAAAAGAGUUCAGGUCUAUCGUCAAGGAAGUAGUUAAGAACGGCGGGGCCACAAACCCGGGCGAGUUUGUGCCCAUCCUGAGGUGGAUGGGCUACGGGUUUAAUAAGAGGAUGGUCGGGCUCUUUAGGAAGACCGACGCGUUCUUGCAGGGCUUGAUCGAUGAACACCGACGAAAGAAAAUCGACGGCUCAGAGAUCAAGAACACAAUGAUCGAUCAUCUACUCAGCUUGCAAGAAUCAGACCCGGACUACUACACGGAUCAAAUCAUCAAAGGGCUCAUAAUGGUCAUGUUGCUAGCAGGGACCGACACUUCGUCGGUUACCCUGGAAUGGGCACUGUCCUAUCUGCUGAAUCACCCGGAUGUGCUUGAGAAGGCAAAGAACGAGAUAGAUGCACAUAUUGGUCAAGAUCACUUGAUCGACGAACCGGAUAUCUCGAGGCUGCAUUACCUCCAGAACAUAAUCUCUGAGACCCUCCGACUGAAGCCGGCAGCCCCGCUCUUAGUACCCCACCGUGCAUCUGAGGACUGCCAGAUAGCAGGGUACCAUGUGCCGCGCAACUCAAUGGUUCUAGUCAAUGCCUGGGCCAUCCACAGGGACCCUACACUGUGGGACGACCCUACCAGUUUCAAGCCAGAGAGGUUCGAGGCGGGACCAGGAGAAAUCAAUAAAGAAGCUCACAAGCUGAUGAUGCCAUUCGGGCUCGGGAGGAGGGCCUGCCCUGGUGCACCCCUGGCUCAGCGCGUGGUGGGCCUGACCUUGGGGUCGCUGAUUCAGUGCUUCGACUGGAAAAGGGUGAGUGCAGAACCGGUCGACCUGAGUGAAGGCAAAGGCGUGACCAUGCCUAAAGCAGUGCCACUGGAAGCAAUGUGCAGAGCUCGCACAGUCAUACACAGGGUGCUUUCUAAAGAAUCGAUGACCACUAAGGGAGAAUAAGCUCGGGAUGACCUCGGACGUGCAAUUAGAUUGGGGACGAUCCAUGAUUUGAUUUAGUCGUAUGAGUUAUUAACCUGAGAAUCAUUUAUUAGUGUGCUUAGUAGGUAAUUUCAUUUUCACGUUAUUCUCCGAGAUGGAUAAAUGUGUCGGCUGAGGCUUGGUGAGGAAGACAUAUGAUGUCCAUGUUCUUCCUUUAUCUUGAACUACAUUACAAAUAAUAAACACAUGACUGGUUAUUGACAUUA
This is a messenger RNA of Punica granatum (pomegranate), 1838 nucleotides long. NCBI's taxonomy places the organism in Eukaryota, Viridiplantae, Streptophyta, Magnoliopsida, Myrtales, Lythraceae. The record is from RefSeq and is a predicted model, not a curated record.